Molecule: messenger RNA, 534 nt
Organism: Spirometra erinaceieuropaei
Lineage: Eukaryota; Metazoa; Platyhelminthes; Cestoda; Diphyllobothriidea; Diphyllobothriidae
Source: the annotation of a GenBank genome assembly
AUGGGCCUAUUUGGCCACAUCCGCAUCCACGAGAGCGGCAUUAACCGCACUCCCGACACACACACCACAUCCACCGUGCACACCCCCACCCUCGCUUCAUCCAUCUGUGCCACCAACACCACCACCGCCUCCUCUGUGGCUGACACUGACACCGCCGACUUCUCAUGCCCAAACUGUCCACGCACAUUCACCUCACGCAUCGGCCUGGUCGGUCACUCGCGAAUCACACAGAGACUGGCGAGCCAGUGCCUGGAGCACCCACCUAUACCCAUCAAGCACGUUUCAAUUGCCCACACUGCUCUCGCACUUUCAGGCAUCGCAUGGGCCUAUUCGGCCACAUGCGCAUCCACGACGACCUGCGGUAAACAACCGCCGGUCACACCACACAUUGACUCACUCCUUACCUCCCAACACCAUCACCACCACACAUCAACCCGCACCCAUCGCAAGCUCCCAACCGCCACCUCUCACGCAAGUGGGAAGUGUGCAUCUCGACUCGGUCCCCAUACGGCUUCGGCUGCACGGGUGACUUGA